This is a messenger RNA of Pieris macdunnoughi, 636 nucleotides long. The record is from the annotation of a GenBank genome assembly. NCBI's taxonomy places the organism in Eukaryota, Metazoa, Arthropoda, Insecta, Lepidoptera, Pieridae.
AUGAUCAAAGCUUCGUGUCUUAGUUCUAACAGACCCUUAUCGGGGCAGUUGUAUAAAUACACCAAUGUUGUGAAGGGUUGGCAACAAAGAUGGUUUGCUGUGGAUCCAGAAACUGGAAUUCUUACGUAUUAUUUGUUUGAUGGUCCGGGUGAUACAGUACAGCCAGGGCAACCAGCUAGAGGAGAGGCACAUUUAGCUGGGGCUGUGAUUUGUCCAAGCGAUGAAGACUCAAAAACCUUUACCAUAAACUGUGCUUCAGGAGACAUGCUAAAACUAAGGGCAACAGAUGCAAGGGCUCGACAAGAAUGGGUUAAUGGUUUGAGAGCAAUUGCAGAAGUACAUACAAAGGCAAUGGGAGCUAAUCCACCAUUGCAGCCAAGAGAGCAACUAGCUGUUCAUGAUGCUAUGGCUUCAGCUAGGCAGCAGCUUCAGACUACUGAGCUUAGUGAUGCCGCAUUAGCCAGAUGCAUAGAAUCAUCAGAUUCACCCUUUACACACACUGAUCCAGACUUAUUACUGCUGAAGGCAACUUCUGCUGCGAGUAUGCAGUGCCUACUACAAUGUUUAGGUAUAUUAAUGCGCCAACAGCAAUAUGCCACUGCUACUAUUAAGAAUUCUAACAAUGAUUCUCACUGA